Molecule: messenger RNA, 501 nt
Organism: Emiliania huxleyi CCMP1516
Lineage: Eukaryota; Haptophyta; Isochrysidales; Noelaerhabdaceae
Exons: 1
Molecular function (GO): protein binding
Source: RefSeq, a predicted model, not a curated record
AUGGCAUCCACAGCCGACGCCGAGGCGUGGGAGACGGACGAGCGCGGCUACGUCUUUGAGGAGCGGCUCGCGACCGCGGCGGAGCACAAGGACCGCGGCAACGAGCACUUCAAGGCUGGCGAGUGGCAGAUCGCGCUGCGCCGGUACGAGCGCGCGCUCUACCACUGCGCCUUCGACCCGAUGCAGAUGUACGACCUGAUGGAGAAGCACAAGGCAGCCGCGUACGCCGUGCAGACGCCCGUCAAGCUCAACUACGUCGCGUGCGUGCUGCAAAUGCGCGAGGCGGGGCUGGACGUCGCGCCGGUGCAGGUGGAGGGCGAAGAGGAGCCGCGCGAUCCGCUGGACCGGUGCGAGGAGCUGAUUGGCGAGGUGCUCAAGGCCGAGCCGAACCACGCCAAGGCGCACUUCCGGCGCGCGCAGCUGCUCCGCGCGCGGGGCGACACACGUGCCGCGCAGGAGGCGCUCGAGGAGGCGGAGCGGGCGGGAGGCGGCAGCGCGAGC